This is a messenger RNA of Rotaria sp. Silwood1, 2742 nucleotides long. NCBI's taxonomy places the organism in Eukaryota, Metazoa, Rotifera, Eurotatoria, Philodinida, Philodinidae. The record is from the annotation of a GenBank genome assembly.
AUGGCAUUUUGGCGUGGUACUUCGCUUUUCUCAUCAUCAACACCAACGACAACAGUUGUAAAUGAUAAUACAGUUAAUCAAGAAACCAUCGAACGUCUCUGUGAUCGUCUACAAACGGCUACACGUAUUGAAGAUCGACGGGAUGCUGUACGUGGUCUUAAAGGAUAUUCUAAAAAAUGUAAACUUGAGGUCGGCACAAAAAGUAUGAUUUUAUUAGCAAAUAUUUUACAAGGUGAUCGAACUGAUUUGGAUCUUAUACAAUUAGCAUUAGAAACAUUAUCUAAUAUAAUGACCUAUGAAAUAGAUAAUACUGAUGAACAACCGAAUUUACCCCAAGAUAUAACUAUUCAAUUUACAGAAUUAUUCAUUAAAAAUAAACAACAUGUUCAUGCAGCUCUCGAUCUUAUUGAAGAAACUGAUUUUAAUAUUCGUCGUACAUCUAUAAAAUUUGUUACAAUACUUCUUACUAAUUGUACUAAAAUAUUACAAGAUAUUAUACUUGAAAGUGGACCUAUGGGUGUUUCGAAAUUAGUUGAUCUUUUACAAGAUGAACGUGAAGUUAUUCGAAAUGAUAGUCUUCUUCUACUUCAAAUUUUAACUCGUUCGAAUGCCAAUAUUCAAAAGAUAGUUGCAUUUGAAAAUGGUUUUGAACGUUUAUUUGAAAUUCUUAUAAGUGAAGGCGGUAGUGAUGGAGGUGUUAUUGUCGAAGAUUGUUUAUCUGUUUUAUUGAAUUUAUUAAAAAAUAAUCCAUCAAAUCAAAGUUAUUUUCGUGAAAGUUCUUUUAUUCGACGUUUAGUUGAUUGUUUUGAAUUAAAUUCAAUUGGUGACAAAAAUUGGCCAAAACAAAAAGAAACAAAUAUUAAUCUUUUUUUACAAGUAAUUCGAACACUUGUCUCACCGACAAAUUCAAAUCAAAAUAUUAGUGCAUGUCAACGUUCAAUUAGUCAAUGUGGUCUUUUACAUCGUUUAUGUGUUAUGCUUACAAUGACAACUAUUCCACCUGAUGUUUUAGCUGAAACGAUUAAUACAAUUGGUGAUAUUGUCCGUGGUCAUAAUGAAAAUCAACAAUUUUUGGGUUCUGUGAUGAAUAAUACGGGUGAAACUCCACAACCGGUAUUAUUAAGUCUUCUCUAUACAAUGGUUGCUGGAGAAAAACAAUUAUUUCUACUUCGAAUAUCUAUUCUCUAUUGUUUUCAAUGUUAUUUAUAUAAAAAUGAUUAUGGAAAAUCAAUGAUUGUACAAACACUUUUACCUCAAACAGCGAAUGCUACUAAUCAAUAUACAUUAGGUCAUUUAUUAAUCAUUGGUUAUCUAAGUAAAGAUAUUGUUGCUUCAUGGUGUUCAAGUAUUGCUCUAACACAUUUAAUUAUUGAUAAUCAACAACUUAAAGAAGCUAUACUUAAAGUUGUUCUUACAAUUGAUCAAUCUCAAUCUAAUGCUAAAACACUAAUGGAAAUAUCUAUUGAUCUAUUAGAAAAUCCAUCAUCUUCGUUUCAUACACGUAUUUCCACACUUAUUUUUCUAUGUACAUGGUUGGCAAAUUGUCAAUUAGCUGUACAAACAUUUCUUUCUAUUCAAAAUAGUAUUUCUUAUUUGAUUUCGCAAAUUUGUGCCCAAUCAGUGACUGAUGACCGUGACGGUCUUGUCCAAUCCUUAUGUUCGUUUGCCUUUGGAUUAUGUUUAUUAUAUAACAAUAAUCAAAUAUCAACUUAUUCAACUGAAUCACUUGAACGAAUAAUAAAGAAACGUAUUGGUGUUGAUCUAUUUCAAGAAAAACUUGAAUUACUUUCUAAAUCUGAUUAUUAUGCUAAAGCUUUACGAAAACCUCAACUAAAACUCUCAAAAUCAGAUGAUAUGAUUUUGGAUUAUGAAUUUUCUCGUUUAUAUAAAAUUCUUGAAGGAUCUAUCACACGAUUAUUAACAACACGUACAAAUGAUGAACAACCAAAAUCAUCUGAUCAAUCAUCAACAAUGCUAGUACAAUAUACAGAUUUAAUUCAACAACAAAAUCAGCAGAUAAAUCUCUAUCAACAACAAGAAAAACAAUUUCUUGAAGAACGUGAUUUAUAUCAAAAGAAAAUUGCUGAAUUAGAACAAUCAUUACAAGACAUUCGUGAUCAACAUACUUCAUUGAAACUUUCAUCUGAACAAAAACCAAAUUCUGAUGAUGGAUUAAGAACUUUAUGUGAACAACAACAAAUGGAAUUAGAAUACUUGAGAAAUAUGAUGGCGUAUCAACAACAGCAACAACAAUAUUACUAUUUAACACAACCAAUUGAAAAUGGUUUUGAGCAAAUUAAUUUACAUAAUAAUGAUAAUCAAACCGUGAAGAACGACGAACGAAAUUAUAUAAAUGAACAAGCAGCGUUAAAUGCUCAAAUUAAUGAAUUGCAAGAAAAACUAAAUGCAUUUGAUGAACGAUGUAAAGCACAAAAUGAUGAAAUAGCUCGUCUUCAAUUAGAAAAUAAUAUUUUACAAGAAAAAAUUACAAACGAAAAAAGAAAAGUUUCAAUACUUGAAAGUCUUCAAGGUCAAAUGCAAGAGAUAAUCGAUGAAAAAGCUAGUUUAAAUAAUGAAUAUCAAAAAUUAAAUCUUGCAUAUCAACAAAAUCUAAAAGAACAAAAUGAUUUACUUGUUCUCUGUUCAACUUAUGAAGACCAGUUGAAAAAAUGUCGAAAUCUAAUUCAAUCAGCUGGAUUAACAGUACCAAAUUUUUUACUUGAAAUAGAUAAUACAGAAUGA